This is a messenger RNA of Lathyrus oleraceus (garden pea), 1107 nucleotides long. The record is from RefSeq and is a predicted model, not a curated record. Lineage: Eukaryota; Viridiplantae; Streptophyta; Magnoliopsida; Fabales; Fabaceae.
AACUAGCAUAUUUGAGCAAUUUAAUUUGAAAAAUAGACUGUUUUAAACCAAACAAAAAAAAACUAAAAAGAAACGCAAACUUAAACCCUACUCCGAAACACAAAGAGGCUCGAUCAAAGAGGUGUUCAUUGGAUAUAUUGGGUUGGAGUUGAAGAACCCUAACUGUAACCGAAAGCAACCAUGGCGAUGAUGCAAGGAGUUCAAAAGAACACUCUCUACGUCGGAGGUUUAGCCGAAGAGGUCAACGAAUCCAUCCUUCACGCAGCGUUCAUACCAUUCGGAGAUAUUAAGGAUGUCAAGACCCCUCUUGACCAAGCCACUCAGAAGCAUCGCUCCUUCGGCUUCGUCACUUUUCUUGAAAGGGAAGACGCUUCCUCCGCCAUGGAUAAUAUGGACGGUGCUGAACUCUACGGCCGUGUCCUCACCGUUAAUUACGCACUUCCUGAAAAAAUUAAGGGCGGUGAACAAGGCUGGGCUGCUCAACCAAUUUGGGCGGAUGCGGAUACUUGGUUUGAGCGGCAGCAACAGGAGGAGGACAUGCGCCGUCUGGAAGCAGAGAACAAAGCUGCAAUGCUGGCUGCUGAAGAACUGCACAGGAAGCAAGUAGCCGAAGAGCGAGAAGGAGAGAAAGAGGAAAGUGAGAUUAAGGAUGAUCCUAUGGCAAGGGCUGAAGCAGAGGUUGUUGGCAAUUGAGACCAAGGAUGAUUCUAUGGCAAGGACUAAAGAAAAGGUUGUUCAACAGAGACCAAUAACUUGUUAUUUAUAAAUCAGAAGGAGCAUUUGGUAAUGGAAGCUGAUGCACUUUUUAAUUUGUUCAGCUCAUCUGUAAUGUGGAUAAAUCUGAUGCGCGGCGAGACUAAGUCCUACCGAUUAUGAAACUGGCUAGCUAGGGGUACUUGUGAGUGAAAUUAAAUCAUGUAUUUUCAUCCUUGUAUUGCGAAAGCUCUCCAUUCUGCUGUAUUGCAAAUAUGAAGAAUACUACUAUAGUCAUAGUUUUGUGAUAUUUUACAUUUAGGAAGAAUUUUGCCUAUGCGGUAUGGGUAGCAAUAAGAUUUCAGGCUACAGAAGAGUUUUUCUUAAAUAUAAUUUUCAAACUUUUGGAGUGAA